Rotaria socialis is the source of this 420-nucleotide messenger RNA. NCBI's taxonomy places the organism in Eukaryota, Metazoa, Rotifera, Eurotatoria, Philodinida, Philodinidae. The record is from the annotation of a GenBank genome assembly.
AUGGCUGCAACGUCAACCAAAUUACGCCCGUUGGUUAAAGGAAAAAUCCUUAAAAAACGUACAAAGAAAUUUGUUCGCCAUCAGAGUGAUCGUUAUUUUCGCCUUCGUCCAAACUGGCGUAAACCACGUGGUAUUGACAAUCGUGUUCGCCGACGUUUCAAGGGUGUUUAUUUGAUGCCAUCAAUUGGUUACGGUUCCGAUAAGCGCACACGUCAUAUGCGUCCAGAUGGAUUUCGUGCGUUUCUUGUUAACAAUCUUAAGGAAUUAGAAAUGUUGUUAAUGCAAAAUCGUAAGUUCGCUGCUGAAAUUGGUCACACUGUAUCAGCACCAAAUCGUAAGAAAAUCAUCGAACGUGCUCAACAAUUAGCUAUUAAGGUAACUAAUCCAAAUGCACGCUUACGUGCCGAAGAAAAAGAAUAA